Molecule: messenger RNA, 3529 nt
Organism: Mya arenaria
Lineage: Eukaryota; Metazoa; Mollusca; Bivalvia; Myida; Myidae
Product: UPF0687 protein C20orf27 homolog
Exons: 4
Coding region: 119-589 (156 amino acids)
Source: RefSeq, a predicted model, not a curated record
CUUUAAAUAAGAUGGCCGGUGCGUAAAGUGCUUAAGAAAUCAGAGUUUAUUUUCGCAGAAAUUGUACAGCCUUUGUAUUUUGACACUUAUUAAAAUAAGCAUUUUGAACAGAAAAACAAUGUCAAAUUCAUCGAGUGAACACAAGGUGCACUUUCAGCCUGUAGAAGUGCAGGCCCAUGAUUCAGAGAUAACACUCAAGUAUAGUGAAAAAAGAAUAGACGUACAUUUAGGGUUCCUGCAGAUAAACAGACACUACACAGUUACAUUUGUGAUGCAAGAUGACCUUGGGGAGGAUCUCACAUUUGACCCGUUGCAGAAUCUCCAUGCUAGAGUUACAAAAUAUGAACCUACAGAGGAUGGACUUGGUCAUCAACUAGAGAUGGACUUCCAUGCCCACAGAGAAAAGCUCAUUCAGGAACGGGUUUCUGUGAAGAGUAUAACAGGAAACGGAAACUACAGGGAUAUUGUUCUCCAUGCAAGGGUGUUGGGUAAGGGAAAGGGCACCCCAGCUCUCCGCAAUGGAAUCAAGUGUAGCCAGGUGGAUGAUGACAAUGACUCAGAUGUCACAGAUUGGCAAGGCUUUGACUGAUGAACAGUGCCAUUAUAGAUGGGAAAAUGUCUCAUGAUUGCUGUAUUAUGAUAGUAUUGGAAUCUGAGAGGAUGUAAAUCGUAGAAUUGAUCUAGAAGUCUUUUGUCCAUGACUCUAACAUAGGAAGUGUUUUAUAACCGGUAUUAUACAUGCACAUUGUGUAUGAUGAGUAUGCAGCUGUUUGCCUGGAAUGAACAUUAACUUUUUAUCACAAAUGGACACUGCCUGCAUUAAAAUGUAAAACAUACAAGAUUAUAAUAGUGCUAUUAAAUAUGUUUUAUUGGAAAUAGUCUAAUAAUCCUUAUAACGUGGUAUGUUUAAUUUAAAACCAUGUGUCAGGUACAUUAUGGAUACGAUAAUGAAGAUAAUAAUAGUUUAAGUAAGCAAAGGUGCUGGGGGCUAUUUCAUUAAGAACCCUUACAGUGAUUUCAUACCGAGGAAAUAUUUUCAACAAAUGCAAUGAUACUGCUGAAAAUAUAUGUAUAUAUAUAGGUUCAAAAUUGCUCCAAGGAAUAUUACUGACAUGGCCACCUUGUCGUGAACACGGUGGUGUAAUCGGUGGUGAUUUCUAGGGGACUACAUCUUGUAACACUAUACCUUAAACUGGCUAAAUACGUUAUCCAUACAAGGAUCAUAUCACUUUGUAAAGAAGGUAUUAGUGCCUUUAUUGUUGGUUGUGAGUGAUUUAUAAGAAAAGACAUAUUCCUGCCUUUUUUGUUAUAACAGUAUCAUGCAAGUUACCAAUAAUAUCAUCAUUCAUUUAGAAAGCCAUUGUAAACUACAAUGUCAUUGAUAUUAUUUAUACUUAUUUGGUAAGUACAUGCAUUUAACUUUUUUGAUCAGUGAUAUUUUUGACCUAAUACAUAUUUUUUCAAACAUCAAAGAAGGCUUUUUUAGGCCUGGGAGACGAGACUGCUUUUGAUUUAUUUGCUAAAUGCUAUAAUUUGUAACAUUUUAUGAGUUUCCAACAGAUAAAGAUUGUAUAAUAUUUAACAUAGUUUUAAGGGUAGCCAUGGUUUAAUAAAUGUCAUUCCCGAUUUUAAUGUUAAUGUAUAUUUUUGCUCGACUGAACCAUAAAUGUGUCACAAGCCAGGCACUGCCCAGCUGCCAAAUGAAUGAUUUAGUAAAGCAAAAAAUAAGUAGAUCGUAUCAUUUGGCAUUAAUGGCUUUACAAUUGGCAGGGCGCGGAUCAUUUUACAAAAUAGCACACUUAAUAAUAAACACUAAUGAAUAAUUAAGUGGAAAGUAGGCAUUUGUUUUAGACAAAGGCUUUCUAAAUGAUUAAAUGAUGAUCUGUCUGGUUGUCCCAUUGACAGAGACAUGGGCGAAAACACUAUGUGCAUAGAUUGGUUUGUUUCAUAUUCUGUCAGAUAUUAUAAAACACUGAAUCAAUGUAUUUUUUAUGACUGAUUAUUUGGAACAUGUUGAGUAUAUUUAGUUUUUCUAACCCUGAAGAUUUUAAGGCAGUUUUUCUUCAUGGACUGGUUUAUACAUAUAUCUAAAGUAAAUUAUGCAUGUACAUGUAGAAUAUGAAAAGAAUAUGGUUGAUAUGGUAGGCAUAGAAAAACUAUAUCAGGUUAUAUCAAUAUUGUAGAAAUUUUUAAAAAUAUAAUUGUCAAAUAUUAGCAUGUUCACUGAAAUUAAGGCAUAUUUUUAGGAAAUUCGGAAAAAACCCACACUACAUCAAGAAAAGUGUAGAGUCGGGAGAAUAAAAAGUAGGAUAGGUAUAGUAAAUGGAAACAUACAAUUUAUUUUUUAACGCCUAUGCUUCUAAUUAAAUAUUAGAACUCUGGGAAAGGAAUUUAACAAAAUAAAAAGCAAGUGAAUUAUCAUUUUCUUCGUAUAUGGUUUAUAUUUUUACCCCUGUCUUCAUUGUUUUGUGUAAAUGUUAGAUUUUACUUUUAUUAAUACUGCUGAUAUUUUUCUGAAUCAGGUUCAUACAUUUGUAAAAUAGAUAGAACGAAAUUGGUUAAAACAUACUUUUUUAUUAUUAUGUAGUGUAAUCAUUUCUAAUUCAUUAAGUACAUGUAUUUUGAAGGUACUGUUUUAAAAGACUUGUUUAAUAUUUAUUUAAGAACAAUUUGAAUUAAAAAAGAUUUUUUUUUUCUUUGUUUUUUGUUUUAAAAUUAAUUAAAAAACAAUUGAGAUUUGUAAAAUUCAGUCAUUUGAAAAAAAACCAGGUUAUUACUCACAUUAAAUAAACAGGUGAAACACAUUCAACAUAUUCUUAAGGAAAAUUAAACAAGCUCAUAUUCAUUGCAAGAAAAAGUAUUUUAUGAGUAUAUUGAUCAUAAAUUUAUUUAUAAUAGCUAUGCUGGUAAAUGCAAUUAAACUCCUUAAAAGGAAAUAAAAUUAAAAAUAUUUUAACAGUGUAAUCAUUAUGGUAUAGUUGUUCCAUGUACGGCGGGAUUGGUUCCCAAAGUGGGAAAUUGGUUCCCAAAGGCAGGAUUGGUUUCUGGUUUCCAAAGGCAGGAUUGGUGCUUAAUAUUUUUUGAAAGUUCAAAAACGAAAUCAGAUUUGCUUUGAUUUGUAUUGACUUAAGCUUUGUUUCAUAGUUUGCUGUUUGUAUUUUCCAAUUCCUUUAUUUCUUUCAUAUUGUAUUUUAUUUGUUAGAAAUCCAAGUGUUUAUAGGUAAACCCUAAUUUAACUUUAUAUGCAUAUCAUCUUUUGUUCCAUUUAUCUAUAAAGUUGAUUUAACAUCAAUUAUUGUUAAACUUUUGUCUGAAUAGUUGUGAAGAACAAGUAAAACACUUAACAGCUGUUACAUAAUAAAGUACUCAUGCAGUUUUUAACUGUCACUAUUAGUUUGAUAUUCAUUAGAAAAGUGGUAUGUGCAUUGUUGAGAAUUGUUAUGCAAGUUUAGCUACGAUAGCUAUUUAUUGAUUUAUGUGGUAGAAAUUUUAUAUCUAAUUUUUUUAUAAAAAUAAAGUUUGAAUAAGU